Funneliformis geosporum is the source of this 8535-nucleotide messenger RNA. Lineage: Eukaryota; Fungi; Glomeromycota; Glomeromycetes; Glomerales; Glomeraceae. The record is from the annotation of a GenBank genome assembly.
AUGGUAGAAAUUUAUAGUUCUAUCAAAACUCUCCUUACAUUUGCUGGAUUUUUCGUCAUUUUAUACUAUGGAACCGGAUUUCUUAGACGCUUUGUUGAAAGAAAAUUUAAAAUCCAUUUUGGAUCGAUAGGUUUUUUAUCAAUUGCCAACCUAUCUUAUAGUGGGAAGAUUUCUGGUCCACACCAAACUCAACAUUCUUUUAACCUUUCUGUAAAUAAAAUUCAUUUACAAAUUAGAAAACCGAAUGCAAGUCGUAAAACUUGGUUUACUUUUACUAUUGACGGUGCUUAUUUUAACUUUUCUUCUAUAAAAAUAUUUUUACAAACUAAUCAAAGAAAAAGAGUUCAUGCAAGGCAACAUAGUUUAAUCACUGCCGUACCUCAAAAAGCUUGGUGGUCAUCCGUUUGGGUUGUUAAAUAUGUUAUGGGGAAAAUUUCUUCAAUUCCAUUACAAUUUUUCUUGUCAGUAAUUGCAAAUUAUGUUGAUAUAGAUAUUACAAAUGUCAAGCUAUUAAUUGAAGAUUUAGGACAAUUCCAAAUUGAUGGGUGUACUUUGGGAAUGGAUUUACUUGCUGACAUAGAUAAUCGAAAUCAUCAUCACGUAUUUUCUAAAAAAUUCCUAAAUAUCUCCUUCUCAUUUUCAUCAUUAUCAAUUCGAGAUAUUGAAUCUGUUAAUAAAUCAAAUAGUAGUAGUAGUUUAAUCCAAAACCUUCCGAAUAUAUCUCCUGCUAUCUCUUUACUUCAUACAACCAAAAUUACUUUAUCUCUUCAUCUUUCUCCCGCCUGUACUUCACUUAUAUCCAUUGAAAUUGACGUUCACUUAAAUCGAAUAAAUAUUGGUAUAGAUUCCAUACUUCGUUUGGUUAAAAUUAUUCAAUCAAAAAUUCCAAACAAAGUAAAAAGGGGACCAGUUGAAUCCUUAAAUACCCCAUCUUCUUCACAACCAUCAAAUAGAUCACGAAGUUUUAUGAUGGCUAAUUUAUUGGAUUCUUCAUUAGCUAGAAAAAUGAGAAUGUCUCGUAGAAAGAAGACUCCAGUUGAAUUCUUUGGAAGUGCCAAUUUUAAGGUUGAUCUAAUUGAUAUCAAAUAUGAAUUUUCAGGAUUGGACAAUAGCAAAUCUCAUAAACUUCCUUUAACUGCCCAAUUGUCAUUAAAUGGAUUCUCUAUUUCACUCAAACAAGAUGACAUUCAUUCAAUUUAUAAUCAACGGAGAUCAAUACUUUUUAUUGAAGAAAUUCCUAAACCUAUAAAAUUGAGGAUGAACUUUUCUAUAGAUGAUAUUUAUGGUGAUCUUGUAGAUAAUAAUCAUAACGUUUCUCGAAUGAUUCAAGUGGAUAAGAUUGCGAGUAUAAUGUUAUUAUCUAAACCUCUAGUUACAGUUGCUGAUUAUGAUCCAAAUUCUUUAUCAUUAGACGGGACAUUUGAGGUUAAUUCUCCCGAAAUAUCCGUGAAAUUUGAACACCUUGAUCUUAUUAUAUACGUGAUCGAUUCAUUAAAACAUCUUGAUCUUGGAGGAAAGCAGUCAUCAACUCAACAAUCACCCAAGCUUAAAGAAUCAUGUCAGAUCAUGAAUGGUAUACCAAAAUUAGUCGCUAUUUGUUCUAUAAUUAAUCCACUUGUUAAAAUUACAAGAAUUCCAUAUUCUACGAGAAUCGAUGGAUUUUCACAAAUUUCCUUUGGCUUUCAGGAUAUAUCGUUUGAAGUCAAUGGUGACUAUACGGAAUUGAACGAUUUACCAGAAGUUCAACAUCAACGUGUAUUGUCAAGAAGGUAUACUAGAAGUUGGACUCAACCUAGUUUCUCAUUAGUUUAUAAUUUAGUUGCAAGUUUAAAGACUCAUAAUAUGAAAUUAUAUACUUUUGAAUAUGAUUUAUUUCGAAAUAAUUCUUUAGAAUUUAAUUUGGCGACUUCUGCAUUGGGAACUAUGAUUUCAUCCAAUGAUAAUGAAGAUUCUACUUCUUUCACUACAUCUUUAGAAACCGAAACAAUUCAAGUGGACGUCAGUUGGAUAGUUGAUAGGCUUGAGGUUAACUUAUGUGAUAAAUCGACAUUUGAUUUGUUAAAACAACUCAUCGAUGUCUCCAAAAAACUUCAAAAGGACAAACCUAAAAAACGUGAGAUUUCUGAACCGAUGAUAAUUGAUGAGACACCAGAAAAAAGCGAAAAAUCUUUAUUAAUGUAUCUAGAAGUACUUCAUUGUUAUGUCUCUUUUACCGCAAUAUGUGUGAAAAUUGCCGGGGUAGACUCAUUUGUCAAUUCAUCAACAUCAAGGGGAAUAGAUUUUAGGUUACAGGAUAUCCUAUUUGAUUAUAAGGGGGCAAGAGCAACGAUUGAUCCUACUGCACGUUAUAAAGGGUUUGGCAUGUCUACAGAAGAUAGUGAUGUAGUUCAACAUGAUACUGGAGGCAUCCUUCGAGGAUUUGUUAGAGGAAUAAAGUUGAUACCGAUUUUAGCCAUUUGGGAUAAAGACUUAUUUAAAAAUACAACUCCAUUAUUGAACAUACCAGAUAUAGAACUUCAGAGUACCUUAUCAUUUAAAUACUUACAAAAUGAUUAUGAAUUAGUUAUCAACCACACAGUAAAAGUUCAAGAAGUUCAUGUUAAAUAUUCAUUACUCUAUCAUUAUUCUUGCUUAGUUGGUGCUAUAAAUAUCGUUCGAUUAUUACCAACGUCCUCUGAUCAUGAGAAGAAUAUGAAGAAAUCCGUACCUAAACCUUCCGAUUCACAUAGUGAUACAUCGGCAAAAUUUGAUUUGAAUAUUACGGUGAAUAAAAUUAAUAUGUCGAUUGACCUUCCGGAAAAUACUAAGGUUUUUGCGCGAGUGGAUGGGAUUGAUUAUAAAUUCGUUCCUCCUUCUGAUCACGGAGUGAGGAUUAAAAAAUUACGUGUUUUUGGCACAAGUCUAGUGGAGGAAGGGCUAUGGGAUGAAAUAGGUAGAGUCGAGAAUACAAAAAUUCUUCUUUUGGACGAUGAUACAAAAAAUGAAAAGAAAUUUGACAAGAUGAUACGUAUUCAAUCCGAUUUGAUCCAUGUCCGUAUACCUCAUCAAUUCGUCCUCGCUGAUGUUAUUGAAAAUAUCGCUAAUACUGCCAAAGCUGUGAAACAUUUAACUGAACGUAUCUUUACUAGUGAGGAAUCAUGUUUAUUAUUGGGACCAGAGGAAGAGGAGGCAAAGAUUUUACCCACAAUACAACUUAAAGUUGGAUUAGUAACCUUCUGUAUAGAAGAUGAUCCAUUCGAAGCAAAAUUAUCUUUAAUAUGGAAAAUUGGUUGUCUAGAACAAAAGGCUAGGUUAGGGAGAGAUGCUGCUUUUGAGGCAAAAGCCGAAGCAAUUAGAGAAGCUGCUGCAUAUUCCAAAAACAAUGGAGGCCAAUCACAAAAAGAAAAUAGCGGGUCGCUACUCGGACAUGAAGAAAAAACGCGAGUUGGUAAUUUUCGUCAUCAACCAUCUCCUCGCGCGAAUUUAAGCAUUGAUGCGGCGUGUGAAGCAUUGAAAGAAUAUAAUUCAAAAAGCUGGAUUAAAUGUGUUAAGGCCGCCGACCCAUCACGUGCAAUAUCAAUGGAUAAGGUUUCUCAAGAGGAAUCCCUACCAAUUCGAACGACCGAACCUUCAAAGUUUCCAGCUUUGUUUAGUGCCACUAUAUUAAAAUUUUUAUUGACACUUUCAACGCCUUCCUUUCCAAUGGAAAAUUUGCCACAAUAUAUGAACGAGAUAGGAAAGGGCUUACCAUUGGAUACAAAAUUUGCACUUUUGGUUCCAAUGCAUCUGAGUGCCAAACUAAAAGAAGCGUGGGUUGAAAUACGUGAUUAUCCACUUCCAUUAGCUCAUAUUCCUUCUACAGAUAAUUAUCAUGGAAAAAUUUUGUAUUCUUUCUUUCUUGAAGGAAAUUUGGUGGUUGGGGAAGAACUAAAAGGUAUGGAAGCGAUAAGAGAAGCUUCUGUCGUUAUUAUGACAUCGCAAGGUGAUGAUAGUGCAUAUACAAUCAAAGUUCCAAGAACCGUCUCGCCUGUGAAAAUAUAUUCGGAUCUCCAUGUAAAGAUUAAUUCUUCACAACCAACGGUUUUUUCAUGGGGUAUUUCCAUGCAGCCGGCAGUUCAGCAUUUUGCAAAGGUAUUCGAAAGUUUUACUAAACCUAAUCCUGACCCUUCAGAAGCAAUCGGUUUUUGGGAUAAAAUGAGAAUCAUGAUGCAUGUUAAAAUAUCAAUGGAGUUCAAAGGCACCGGAGACGUGCAAUUUUACGCAAAAGGUUCUCGUGAUCCAUAUUUAGUCACUGGACAUGGGGUUGGUUUCGUCUUAUGUUGGAGCAAAAAUGUUGAAAUUCGAUUAGGACAUGCUAAUGAUCAAAAUGAAGUUCUUCAAGUCGAUAGUGAAGAAUUCACGUGUGCUAUUCCUAAUUUAGCUUCUGUCGUCUCUGAUGGUAGCUUAUCUGCAAAUAAUACAGGAUUGAAAGCCAAACUUCAAAACGAGAGUAUAAAAGAUUCAGAGACUAGUACAAUUCGAACUCUGAAUUCAUCAAAUACGGUAGAAUCUGAAGCGUUGUUUAAUAACUAUUUGAAGCGUGUAAUGAAACUUUGUGGUGGUGUGAGAUACGGUAUGGGAGUUCAUUUUCAAAGACUCUGCAAUAACUCUUGUCCGGUCUGUAAAGGACAACGCAAUUGUCGAUUAACAGAUUUUAUACCUCAUUAUGAAAUUAUAACAAGAAUACCUGAAUAUGCAACUGCCGUUUCAUGUCCCAUAAAUUUGAAAAAUUCUGAUGAUUAUUGUCAUGAUAAAAAAGAUUUACAAAAUUCUAUACAAUUAAGUCCGAAAUCUCUUCAACAUGUACUAUCAUGGGCAUUUCUUUUUGAACCAGCAAUGACUAUUCCUAUUCGACAAGGAGCUCUAUUUCCUUCUCUUGAACCUCCCUCUCCAAAACUUGGAAAAUACCUUGGAACUAUAAAAAUUAAAAUAUGUGUAGGGCCUUUGUUCCUUAAUUAUUUUUACAGAGAAGAUGCUUUUGAAGAUCCAUUAGACGGAAGAACACACAUUGUAGGAAUUAAGGGCAAGAUUGAAAAUUUCAAAUUUGAUAUGCAUCUUCGCAGCGAAGAGAGAAUUAUUGAGGUGGAAGAACAGGAAGUUAAAGCUAGAGAUAUAAUCCUACAUGAAGCUGAGGUGGAUUUGAAUAAUUUGGAUCUCAGAGGAAUUGCUGUCCGAUAUAUUGAAGAAAAUAUUUUUUCGAACUUUUCAGAUGAACAUGAAAAGGAUGAAAGAGAAAUUUUGUUGGGUAAAGAUGAAGAUUUUAUGUCAUUACUCGUUGAAGAUGAAGAGUGGGUUGAUGAUGAUGAUUACAUUGAAUUGGAUUGGAUGUUACCAGAUGUCAAACCUGGUGUCAGGGUAUUACCUUUAAUGAGAAGUCCGCAAAUGAUGUAUUUUAAAAGUCCGAAUGAAAAUGAUACAUUUGAAGAUAAGAAAACGGACCAAGGGACUCAUGUAUGUGUGAUGGGGCAGGGUCGAGAUACUGUUCAAGUUCAAAUUGAUUUCCUUACCGAAAGAUUAAAUCGAUUAAGUCAGGAGAUAAGUCAGCAAACUAAGAUAUUAAGCAACAUUGAAGAGAGGAUUACUGCAGAUUCCAAAAAUCCAAACCUACAUCUACAAAAUAUGUCACAAUCUAUACAAAACACCACUGCCAUGUUAUCACAAAAAAGAAAUGUCAUUCAAGAAUAUUUAAAUGAUUUAGAAAAACAACUUAAUAAACCAGAUCUAAAAUAUGUAGAUGUGAAAAGUGAUGAACAGGUCGAUAAUGAGAAAAAGCCUAGUUUUAGUUCUCCUUUAUGGGCCGAUACUCAUGGUCAUUUUGGUCAUCGAUUUAUUAUCCACAAUGCUGAGGGUUUAUGGAAUAAUUCAUUACGUAACUUGAUGUAUAAAUUUUGGAAUCUUGUGGAACAACAUCAAGGGUUAACAUAUUAUAUGUCAAUGAGUGCGGUCAAGUUUAUAAGAGACUUGCAAAAGAAGAUACAGCAACAGAAAGAAAAGGAAGCCUACGAAAAUUCUCUAAGAAAAGAAAGAGAUUCAAUGUCUUCCAUUGGGUUAGAUAAUUAUGAUUUUGAUGCACAUAUGGCGGCUGAAAUGUUGAGGAAGUUGGUUGGAGAGCAAAGUACAAGCUUUGUUGUACCUAAUGAAAUUCUUGUAGAUAAAGGUACAGAUGAUCAAGAAAAAUCAAAAGAUUUACAUGAUGAUAUUCCUGAAGGCUAUUCGUUACGAAAUGAUUUUAUAGUUCAAUUUAUUAAUCCUCAAAUUAAUUUACAGUGUGAAAAAAAUCCAGAUUCCAGUAUUAUAAUGUGUAUAGAAAGAGCUCAACUCAAAACAUUUUCAAUCGUAGAAGAUUGGUCUAAAGGUGAUCUUAUUAAUGAGGUUGUGAAAACAAGGAUGUUCUUUGGUUUAGACAAUGCACAACUUUUUACAAGCACCAAGGAAGAUUUCAAGAACGAUUAUUAUUCAAAGAUUUUAACAGCAAACAAUUAUGGUGCUAAGGGGCAAGAAAAUUGGCCCGUGUGGGUUCCUGUGGAGGUGUUAAUUAGUAACACAAAAAACAAUGCUUUACCAUUUGAGCAACUGGUUAAACGAACUUCUGCCACAGCACAAUAUGACAAAUUUAACAAUUUACGUAUAAAAGGAAGUGACAUCAAAAAAGAUGAUCAGAUUAAUGAAAAUAAUAAAGACAUCAAUUCAAAUAUAUUAGAAGUUGACAGUUCUAAGAAAGAAGAAUUUGAUAAAAGAAUGGAUUCCUUUCAUAUUAAUGUUCCGAAUAUUAAAAUAUCAGCAACGUCUGACCAAUAUUGCAUAUUUUUUGAUGUAGUUACAGAUUUAUUUAUGUAUCGUGAACCAGCUCAAAAAGAACGUUCUGAAAGAUUGCAGGCAGUUUUACUUGCAGCGGAUUUGGAUGAUCUUGAGGGUGCGGCCGAAAGAGUAACAUCUUUACAAGAAAAAAUUCGACAAUUAGAUGAUAUAAGGCUCCAAUAUGAAUUACAUUCAGCAGAAUUAGAUGAAGAAGGAAUAAAGGAACUUAGGGCAGUGGAGGUAGAAUUAAUAAAUUCUCAAGAAGAAUUAUAUCUUUUAAUGGAAGCUAUUACUGCUUCACAAGAGAAGAGACAUAAAGCGGACAGUAAGGUUGCAUUUAAACUUAUAGCGACAGCAGAUAAAGUAGCUUGGGUUAUGCAAGAGAAUAACAGAAAACCAAUUUGUGAGUGGAAAUUAGCAAAUGCGCAUUUUGUAUUGAUGACAAAAGAAGAGAAUAGUAGUAUAAACACUUUAGAGAUAGAUCAUCUCGUUGUAAUAAACAAACUUCCAAAACCUACAUUUAAAGAAUUAAUAUCACCAUAUAUAAUAGAUAAUCGUCCCGUGGAUUUUAGUCGUAAUAAGAUGAUUCGGGUUUAUUGGGGAGAAUUAGAACCCGUUGCCGGUAUUGCAAUGGUUGAACAUUUUGAAAUCAAUAUGUUUCCGCUCAAAUUCCAAAUGCAAUAUGAUAUUGGAAAACUUAUCAUGAUGUACAUAUUUCCGGAAAAAAGGAGUGAAUACAUUAUUAAACAAAAUUCUAUCAAGGCAAAUGAUUUUGCACAAGUUGGUAGUACUCCUAUAGAACAAAAGAGAGGAUCGAUAGGUUUUGAACAAACGGUAAAGGCAUCAAAGAAAAUAACAGAUUUAUCUAAUGAUAGUUCUAGUACCGAAACUCAAGAAACAUCUAGCGAAACGGAUGUGGUUUCGUUCACAGACGAUGGAACUUCAAUUGCGAAUAAUCCCACAUCUAUAAGUAAAAAACAAUUAUCAAAGACAACGACAGGAGAUCAUACGGAAUAUUCAUCGGAGUUGGAGUUGAUGAAGACGAGAGCUUCCCAAAACAGAACAUUUAUUUAUAUAAAGGUUCCCGGUGUUACACAUAAUUUCAGUUAUCAAGGCAUAAAAGAAAAGAAUUUGGAAGAUCUUUAUGAUUUUGUUUUCAAAAUGCCAACUCUAGAGUAUCAAAACAAAACAUGGUCGUGGUUAGACUUUUUGGAGCAAUUUAAAAAAGAUAUUAUUCGUACCAUUUUGGCACAUACUGGUUCCUUGAUUAAUCAAAAAUUCAUUACACAAAAACGUGUUCGACCAACCACAGCAGAACCCACAUUUUCAAAUGAAUCCAAAGAAAUAGCUGUUCCUUCAUUGGCAACAGUUGUGGCCGCAGCUAACGUUACUCUGAUGAUGGAAGGUGAAAAUGUUGAGAAUGAGAAAGAUGACGAAGGAUCAGACAAAACUUCAAUUCUUAGUAACGAAAGUCAAGAAAGUCAAAAGAAAACGAGAGGUAUAAAGUCAAUGAAACACGAUAAGAAGGAUUCUAUAACACAAAAUAUACCUCUUACGAAUUAUCAAAUACAUAAAGAAGCUGGUGGAACGCCACAUAUUUCUAGCGCAAAACCCAUUCCUACUUCUUCCAUAAACGAAGAUAUUGAAGGUAAAGGUAGAUUAUUACUGGGUAAAAUGUAUGAUGAAACUAGAUCAAAUCAAUCAAAUCAAACGCAUUAG